GAGCCCAAGCCAAACCAAACCAAUUCAACCGCGACCCAACCCCACCCGCCAUUCCCACCACCACCGCCGCCCGCCUCCCCCUCCCCCGCAGAUCCGCGCGCGCUCGCGCCGCAGCCCCGAUGACGGCCAAGGGCGGCGCCUCGCCGUCGCCUGGCGGCGCGGGGGCCGCGGCCAACGGCCGCUUCUUCACGGUGGGGCUCGUCACCGCCUGGUACUCCUCCAACAUCGGCGUGCUCCUGCUCAACAAGUACCUGCUCAGCAACUACGGCUUCAAGUACCCCAUCUUCCUCACCAUGUGCCACAUGUCCGCCUGCGCGCUCCUCUCCUACGCCGCCAUCGCCUGGCUCCGGAUCGUGCCCAUGCAGCUCGUCCGCUCCCGCGUCCAGCUCGCCAAGAUCUCCGCGCUCAGCCUCGUCUUCUGCGGCUCCGUCGUCUCCGGGAACGUCUCGCUCCGCUACCUCCCCGUCUCCUUCAACCAGGCCGUCGGCGCCACCACGCCCUUCUUCACCGCCGUGUUCGCCUACAUCAUGACCGUCAAGCGCGAGUCAUGGAUCACCUACCUCACCCUCGUACCCGUCGUCACCGGCGUCGUCAUCGCCAGCGGAAGUGAGCCUAGCUUUCAUCUGUUUGGAUUCAUCAUGUGCAUUGGAGCCACUGCUGCAAGGGCAUUGAAGACGGUGUUGCAAGGAAUUCUUCUGUCUUCUGAGGGGGAGAAGCUUAAUUCUAUGAAUCUGCUCUUGUACAUGGCUCCAGUUGCUGUUAUUCUCUUGCUUCCUGCCACUCUCUUUAUGGAGGAUAAUGUUGUUGGCGUUACAAUUGAACUGGCGAAAAAGGAUUUCACCAUUGUUUGGUUGCUGUUAUUUAACUCUUGCUUGGCAUAUUUCGUCAACUUGACCAAUUUCUUGGUGACCAAACAUACUAGUGCAUUGACUCUACAGGUCCUUGGUAAUGCAAAAGGUGCUGUGGCAGUUGUGGUCUCAAUUCUGAUAUUCAAGAACCCUGUGUCUAUCACCGGAAUGCUUGGUUACACUCUCACAGUUAUAGGAGUCAUUCUUUACAGUGAAUCCAAGAAGCGUAGCAAACCCUAAGUGCCCCAGAAAACCGUACAUAUGGCCGUCCUUUCUCAGUAUGGUCGGUGCCUCAGAGCUAAUAUAUUAUGGAGAACUACAUCUGGGGCGAUUGCAACAGAUCCUGCACUUGUAUGGAGCCUUAUUGGAUAACAAGGACAGAGAAGUCCAAUAAUACAUGUAGUUUUCCCUUGGACCUGAGAGGCGUUUUGUUUCGCUAAUGGAGGUGAUCAAUAGAAUACAAUUUUUUGCGUUUAGUGAUUGUGGGUUGUGGCUCACACUGGCCAGCAUUGGUUAAUACGUUUAGUUAUCGGAAAUUGUUUUCCGUCAUUCAUCAGUUAUUGUAAGUUCAUGACUCCCCCAGUUUUCUUUCUUCUUCUGAAGAUUGCCUGUACCAAACUUUGCCAAGUAAACUCCUAAUAUAUUAUGACACUGAAUUUAGUCACACAA
Messenger RNA from Lolium perenne, 1517 nucleotides. Its product is annotated as probable sugar phosphate/phosphate translocator At3g11320. Lineage: Eukaryota; Viridiplantae; Streptophyta; Magnoliopsida; Poales; Poaceae. The record is from RefSeq and is a predicted model, not a curated record.